UACCCGUUGGUAAACCAGACACAAUACAUUUUAAUUGUCUUGGAUCUCUUGAGACGUGAGGGGUUAAAAUGAGUUCUGCAUUUUCCGAAAGGAUCGAAUUGGAUGAUGUACUUAGAAGGUUUACUUUGUCACAAAAGUAUCAUGUGGUGUUGGGGUUCCUUCUUUUUAUUGCGUUUGCUUCGAAUUCUCUAACGGGCAGCCAGUUUGUGUUCGCAGCUGAUUAUGUUCAGUACAAGUGCCACAGUUCACUUGCACAGUGUGGUGUGAAUACGAUAAAGAAUGUGACAUUUGAAAACCAGUUUGAUCAGCAGUGCUAUGAGAGGGUGCCACUAGACGAGGCUGCAACUUGCCUCGAGGUGAACCAAUCCAAGCUCGUGCCCUGCAAUGACUGGGUCUAUGAGAACCCUGACAGCUUUGUGGCGGAGUUCCAGUUGGCUUGUCAAGAAUGGAAGAGAACUCUGGUCGGCACUAUGCACAGUUUUGGAAACAUGAUUGGCUUGCUGAUCGUUGGUCCUGUAUCCGAUAGAAUAGGAAGAAAAAAAGCUUUAAUAAUAACUGGAUUUCUUGGAGGAGUUUUGGGAUUGGCUAGAAGUUUCUCAGCCCAAUACUGGCUGUACAUUGUUUUGCAAACAGUAGAAACAGCUGUGGGUGAUAUCUGCUCUCCUGCUUUCAUGUUAGCUGUUGAAGCAGUAUCGGCGAGAGAUCGAGCAAAAUUUUUCAUGAUUACCCAAUUAGGGUACCAAUUUGGAAACUUGGUACUUGUGUUGAUGGCCUGGCUGUUUCCGUAUUACCGAACCUUUUUGCAAGUCGUCUACGCCCCAUUGAUGCUCUUCAUACUAUACACAUACCUCAUAGAUGAGAGCCCAAGAUGGCUACUUACGAAAGAAAGGAAAAAUGAAGCACUUGAAAUUUUAGAAAAAGCUGCAAAGACCAAUAAAAUUGUUCUUGAAAAGGGUUUGCUAGAAAAUAUUACGUGCGAAAAGGAAGAGAAAACCGAAGAGAUUGGAUAUUUAAUGUUGCUAAAAACCACAUUUUCUUCCAAAAUGUUGCUACAAAGGUUUUUGAUUUGCGUAGUAUGGUGGUUCACUAGCACCUUCGUAUCCUAUGGGUUAACUGUCAAUUCAGUUUUGUGGGGCGGCAACAAGUAUUUGAACUACGCGUUCAUAACCAUUAUAGAUAUUCCAGCUGUUUUCAUUAUGGGCUACGUUUUGAAAAGAUUCCAGAGGAAAAAGCCUUUAAUUUGCUCAUUUUCAUGUGCAGCAUUGUUUUUCCUUAUUCAACCAUUCUUGCCAGCUGAUAUGACAUGGCUGUCCUUAGCUUUUUUUUUAGCUGGAAAGUUUAUGGCUUCAAUAUUUUUCAACAUUACAUACGUGUUUACAUCGGAAUUGUUUCCUACUCAUACUAGAAACUCAAUGCACGCUCUAUGCUCAUCUUUGGGACGAAUUGGUUCAAUACUGGCUCCACAGACACCAUUGCUGUUGUCUUACUGGGCCGGUCUUCCAGCUGUGCUCUUCGGUUCAGCAUCAGCCCUCGCAGCCAUCGUCACUAUAUUUGUACCUGAUACAGCUGAUGACACUCUACCUGACACGGUGCGACAAGCCGAGGUUGUGGGACAGAGAAAGAAGAGUUUGGCAUAAUAAUCCAGUCCUUAGUGCCAAUUUCUUCAUUGUUGGUUAUCUAACCGACAGGGAUUGAUUUAUAAAUUAAACGUCAUCUCCAUAUAAAAUUCAUGACUGAUGUAUCAAAAGUUAACCAUUACUCCCUGGUUAUGCUUUAACCGAGAAUGGAGAAAUUGGCACUUAAGCCGCUACAAGGGUUCCUUAUUGAUGUCGAUAGACUCUGUUAAUGCGCGCUCCACAAAUUACGGCGCCGUAUUCGUGGCGAACCGCGAUAUGGUAACGUUUAUCUAAGUCGAUAACGAACCCGUGUAGAGGCAGCUGUGUUGUUGAUAAAUAAAUUUAAC
Plutella xylostella (diamondback moth) is the source of this 1963-nucleotide messenger RNA. Its product is annotated as organic cation transporter protein. Gene Ontology annotation, molecular function: transmembrane transporter activity. The record is from RefSeq and is a predicted model, not a curated record. Gene Ontology annotation, cellular component: membrane. Lineage: Eukaryota; Metazoa; Arthropoda; Insecta; Lepidoptera; Plutellidae. Gene Ontology annotation, biological process: transmembrane transport.